Messenger RNA from Hepatospora eriocheir, 405 nucleotides. The record is from the annotation of a GenBank genome assembly. Lineage: Eukaryota; Fungi; Microsporidia; Hepatosporidae.
AUGUUCAUAUCAAUAAUCUUAUUCAUUUAUGGAAUAAUCCAAUCAAAACUAGAUCAUGAAAAAUAUUUCAUUACUUUACAUCAAAUGUGCUUCUUUUGUAUAAUUGAGUUAAGUAGUUGUAUUUUAGUGUUAAGGAUAGCACAAUUCUUUAAACUAAAUAAAAGAAUAGUUAAAGAUCUUGAAUUAAAACUUAUAAUGAAUCUAUUAUUAAUCAAUAUAAAUUUAGUAAUUGCUUACAGAAGAAAUAAAGGUAUUAAAGGUUUAUUUAUCCCAAUAAUAAUCACAUCUUUAUUAACCUAUUGUACACUCAUAACAAGAUUAUUAAAUACAAAGUAUCUUUAUGAAAUAUUUGAUAUACUUUUUUAUAAGUUGUUAGAAGAAGUUUCAAUAGAGAUUUUUAAUUAG